Molecule: messenger RNA, 592 nt
Organism: Sus scrofa (pig)
Lineage: Eukaryota; Metazoa; Chordata; Mammalia; Artiodactyla; Suidae
Source: RefSeq, a predicted model, not a curated record
AUGAAUAUCGUGCUGAAAACUGAACAAAUCAUCUGUGCUAGAAGGGAGACAGAGAAGGGUCAGAGGGCCCUCUUCUACUGGCCCGGAGGCGGCCAGCAAGUUGACCUGGCCAGCGUGCUGACGCCCGAGAUCAUGGCCCCCAUCCUCGCCAACGCGGACGUCCAGGAACGCCUGCUGCCCUACCUGCCCUCCGGGGAGUCGCUGCCGCAGACGGUGGAGGAGAUUCAGAACACGCUGACCUCGCCCCAGUUCCAGCAGGCCUUGGGCAUGUUCAGCGCGGCUUUGGCCUCGGGGCAGCUGGGCCCCCUCAUGUGCCAGUUCGGGCUGCCCGCAGAGGCCGUGGAGGCCGCCAACAAGGGCGACGUGGAAGCCUUCGCCAAAGCCAUGCAGAGCAGCGCCAGCCCCGAGCAGCAGGAGGGGGACGGCAAGGACAAGAAGGACGAGGAGGAAGACAUGAGCCUCGACUGAGGCGCCCGCGUCGGGGGCGGGGGGUCGCCCCGCUCGUGCGGCCCCGGGAGCGGCGUUUGCCCUCCUCGCCCCCCACACCUCUGUCCCCACUUGCUAAUCAGUAAAGGUCUUUUCUUUUAUCUGC